Messenger RNA from Phacochoerus africanus (Common warthog), 2706 nucleotides. It is a transcript of the gene SLCO6A1, whose product is annotated as solute carrier organic anion transporter family member 6A1. Bases 1 to 2697 code for a protein of 898 amino acids. Gene Ontology annotation, cellular component: membrane. Lineage: Eukaryota; Metazoa; Chordata; Mammalia; Artiodactyla; Suidae. The transcript is spliced from 15 exons. Gene Ontology annotation, biological process: transmembrane transport; sodium-independent organic anion transport. The record is from RefSeq and is a predicted model, not a curated record. Gene Ontology annotation, molecular function: protein binding.
AUGGAGAUCUUGGUGAAAGGCAAUUGGGAGGUGAUUGUUGGAUUUAAUGAAGUCCAGACUGUGUUAGCUGGAUUAGGGGGCAGGAAGUUUUUUGCCUCAGCGUCAGAGGGAGAACUGCUUUUGCUUUACAUUCCAAAAGUGUCAGGAAUACAGACCUGGAAGGUACAAGGUUUAUUAGCAAGUAUUCCUGCUUCUCCAUUAGUAGUUGCCUUAAAUGCUUUCUUCAUUGAAGAGGGCUCUCUUACUCUUUUGAAUGACAAAGAUCUGGUUGUUCCCCACCCCCCCUUACCCACGUGGAAGCAGAGAAGGAAAAAGCCCCGAAAGUUCCGCGGGGCAACUGUCAACCUCCCUGCUAGACGUUUGCCUCCCGCCCAAGGAGAAACGUUCCCUUUAGAGGUUUGGGGUGUAGUUACCCCUGGAGGACAGCAGUUUUCGACGUCCGCGCCGCAGGCCUACUUGGAGAUAGAAGAGCAAGCUCAGGGUGGGAACUGCAGCCCUUGCCCCACCCUGCCCUGCCCUGCCCCGCCCUCCCCAGUGCCGGAGGCACAGCCCCUGCCUGAGCCCAGUUGCACAGCCAUGGAAGAAGGCCUGGUGGAAGUGGAGCCCAAGGUUGCGCACGCCCUGCCUGAGGAGAACAUCAUGCCCUCAGAGGCUGGGCAAGCCAGGAAGAAAAUCCCGCUCAAUAGGAUAUUUAUAGCCAGGCUGGUCAAGUUUCUAAGUUUCAGAAAAAAGAACCAGGCUGGGGCCGUGCCCUGCAGUACCAAGAAGGUACAAAAACCGAAGGAGCGUUUGGAGGGGCCUUGCGGCUUGGGCUGUAUAGUUAUUCCCUGCUCUCAGUGUUGUAACAACAUCCGUUGCUUCCUGGUUUUCUUCUGCAUCCUGGUCACCUCUCAAUGUAUUGUGUUUGGCCUUGUAGAUAUGAGCAAUGACAUUUUCCUGAAGAACAGUAAUCUGAAAACUGCUGAGAAUUUAGUGUUGUCAUUGACUUAUGAUAUUUCAUCUUGCCUGGUAGUAGUGUUUAUAGCAUACUAUGGAGGAAAAGGAAGCAUACCAAGAUGGAUUACAGCUUCCUCUUUUUUAGUAGGAUUUGGAUCACUUUUAUUUGCUCUUCCAUACUUUAGUGGUGGAUUUAAUGAAGAAAAUGUUGAAUCUGAAGUUAUUUGCCAAGAAAGGAGGAUGGCCAAGGUUUGCAAGAAAUCUUCAUUAUCAUUCCAAUCAAAAUAUAUGACUUUCUUCAUCCUUGGGCAGUGUGUGCAGGGAAUAGCAGCUAUACCUCUUUAUGUCCUUGGAAUAACCUUUAUUUAUAAGAGCGUUGCCACACACUCAGCUGCUAUUUAUCUAGGCAUUGUGGAAGCUGCAGGAAUAUUUGGAUAUGCUUCAGGUUAUGCGAUAGGACCACCAGUAAUUAAGACCUCUGAGAACAGUAGUUUUGAGAAAAGCAUUGAAGACAGUAAGCAACACCGGCUGCGGAAUUGGGGGAUGAAUUUUGUUGUUAUCUCCGUUAUUGCAUGGUGUACAUUAAUACCAUUGUCAUGCUUUCCACGCAAUGUACGAGGUACAGCGAGGGUAAAAGCUGGGAAACAUAGACAGCCUUAUUUGCUGGACAGAGAUCAAUCCAAAGAUCAGGAAUUUGGACCUAACAUCAAGGACUUACUUGCUACUUUUUGGAUUCUGAUCAAGUCUCCAAUAUUUAUAUGCCUAUCUCUGUGUAGAGCUUCAGAGUCUUUAGUUAUGAUUGGAGCAUCUGAAUUUUUGCCUCUAUAUAUAGAAAAUCAGUUUAUAUUAACACACAGUGAGGCAACGACAAUUGCAGGACUUGUUUUAAUUCCAGGAGGUGCACUUGGCCAGAUUCUGGGAGGUAUCAUUAUUUCCAAGUUACAAAUGACUUGUAAAAGCCUUAUGAGAUUUGUAAUGGUUACAUCUGCUAUAUCACUUAUACUACUUGCAUUUGUAAUUUUGGUACACUGUGAUACAAUACCGUUUGCUGGGAUCAAUGAAGAUUAUGGCGGAACAGGGCAGUUGGGAAACCUGACAGCUCCUUGCAAUUCUCGUUGUAAAUGUUCAUCUUCACUUUAUUCUGCUACAUGUGGAAGAAAUGAUAUUGGAUAUUUUUCUCCUUGUUUUGCAGGUUGUACACAUUCUAAAACAUUUAAGAAUCGCAAGACUUAUUACAAUUGUUCUUGCAUUAAAGAAGGAUUAACAACCUCAGAUAAUGAAGGUGAUUUUAUCGAUGCUAGACAUGGGACAUGUGCUUCAAAGUGCUAUAAGUUACCUUUGUUCCUUGCUUUUGUCUUUUCUACGAUUCUCUUUUCUGCUUUUGCUAAUGUACCAAGCAUCCUGACUAUCCUUCGGAUUGUAUCUGAUAAACAACGUUCUCUGGCCUUGGGUGUGACCUUUGUGAUUUUGAGAAUAUUUGGGACUAUACCUGGACCAAUAAUUUUUAAAAUAGUAGGAAAAGCUUCUUGUCUCUUUCGAGAUACUGAGCACUGUGGAAGCACUGAAAAUUGUUGGAUCUAUAACAAGACAAAAAUGGUCUACCUGUUGGUAGGAGUAUGUCUUAUUUGCAAAACAGUUACUAUCAUCUUCACUGCUGCUGCAUUUGGCCUAUAUAAAUAUUUACCAAAGGAAAAUGGUGACAUCGUGCCUACAGUUGUGAAGCAUCUAAAAGUUAAAAAAAGGGAAAGAACUGAUUUAUAACUGGACCAU